Salarias fasciatus (jewelled blenny) is the source of this 4673-nucleotide messenger RNA. RefSeq names its product sperm antigen with calponin homology and coiled-coil domains 1 (gene specc1). Bases 252 to 3416 code for a protein of 1054 amino acids. NCBI's taxonomy places the organism in Eukaryota, Metazoa, Chordata, Actinopteri, Blenniiformes, Blenniidae. Gene Ontology annotation, molecular function: protein binding. The record is from RefSeq and is a predicted model, not a curated record. The transcript is spliced from 15 exons.
UCUUCCUCUUUGUAUGAGAGAGAGUGAAAGAGGCAGCAGCGUGCACCGCGCUGUGGUUGGCAGUACUUCCUCACCCUGACUGCUGCAUGGAGGCUCGCAGCCGCCGCUCCUGACCCUUCAUUCUCACCCUGAGUGUCUCUGGAGACCUCUGCCGAGGACACACAUUUUGGGUCAGUGGUGCUGCUGGAGGGCACUCGGGUAGAGGACGGGCUUUGGGACUGCAUCCUCCGAACGCUCACUGAUACGCAGCCAUGUUGAAAGCGGGCGCCACCAAGGUGGGGCUGCCCAAGCCAGGACUCCAGGACCGGGGAAGGCAGGCUUCUUUAGCCUCCUCUUCAUCCACAGCCACCUCCACAGCCAUGAAGACUUCCAGAUCUUCCAACACGCUGGCCUCAGAGCAGCGGCUCAGCAGGCUGAAAAGAGCCAGCAGCGAUGACGCCCUGACCAAACCUGCGCUGGGGACUGCUGGCUCCGGGUCCCGCAUGAAGAAGACCGUGACCACUGGAGCCAUUUCAGAUCUGGCUGAGGCUCGUCCUCGUAGCAUGUCAGGUGCACAGACAGCCAAGAAGUCUGGCAUCCCGGCUCCUAGAGAAAUCCCAUCCAGCAUAACGAGAGACCGAACCUCCCUGAGGGACCAACUGAGGAGCUCCUCGACCAAGAGAAUGGUCUCCAGUGCCAGCACUUCCAGCCUGUCCACCCUGGCAAAGCAGACUCGUAAUUCAACCAAGUCACGCACAGAUGCUGAAGGUCAGGAGAAGAGCCUCCUGGAGUGCCAGGUCAAGGAGCUGCUGGCCGAGGCCAAGGCCAAAGACUUGGAGAUCAGCAAUCUCAGGAUGGAGCUGCAGCGAUGCAAGGGUAAAGCCUCCACUGCUUCCCCUUCUCCAUCGUCUGGCUCAGUUUCACGCCAGGAGUCGGUGGAUUGUGAGCAGGUGGCGGAGGCCGUUGUGCUGGUGGCAGAGCUGAGGGAGAAGAAUGGGAAGUUUCAGAGAGAGCUGGCAGACCUCAGGGAGGAGAACCAGACACUGAAGGAGAAGCUGAUCUCCUUAGAGGCCUCUCCUCUCUCGAGUACAAACACAAGCUCCCCUUCAAAGCUUUUGGUGAAUGGCGUGUCCCCAGACUCCCCCGUUCCUCAGCAGGACAGCCUUCCUUCUUCUGCUAGUCCACUCAAAACCUCUCUGUCCUCCAGCUCUGAUAUCACAAAGGAGUCGGCUUCGCCCGACUCCUCAGGAUUCGAGAAGAUCCCAUCACGCUCCGAAUCAACGAGCAGCGGCGCCAGUGGGGCGGCCUCUGGAGCGGCGGCGGGAAACGGUACUGGAGGUCAGGAUGUGUCACUGCAGAGUUUAACAGAAAAGAUCCACAAGAUGGAAGAGAGCCACCACAGUACAGCCGAGGAACUGCAGGCGACGCUUCAGGAGCUGUCCGACCAGCAGCAGGUAGUGCAAGAGCUGACGGCUGAGAACGAGCGGCUGGCUGAGGAGAAGCGCCUCCUGCAGACGUCGCUUCAGCAGCAGAGGGAGCGUGUGGAGGUGAUGGCCCAGAAGAACGAGACGCUGGCCGUCCGGCUGCAGGAGCAGGCCCAGGCUCAGGCCCAGCGGGAGGAGGAGCUGGGCGGUCAGGGGCCUCGGCUGGCCGAGCUGGAGCAGAGGUACUCCGAGCUGGUGGAGAGCUCACGCUUCGAGCGGGAGAAGCUGGUGGACAUCCAGCAGCAGCUGACGGGCAGCCUGCGGGCCCUGGAGGAGGAACACCAGGAGGCUCAGGGUCAGGUGCGCUGCCUCAGAGAGGAGAUGGACCGGCUGCAGGCCCAGUUGGACCGAGAGCUGGAGGCCGGAGGUCAGGCGGCGCAAGCUGCAGACGAGCAGAGAGCAACGGCGGAGUCUCUACGACUGGAAAACAGUCGGCUAAAGGCGCAGGUGGACAUUGAGAGACAGAAAGUGGGUGAGCUGAAGGCCAUGCAGAGCGCCAGCGACAGCACCGAGCUGCAGAGUCUGCUGAAGACGGCCCACACAGAGAGAGACAGGCUGGAGGUGGAGCUGACUGAGCUGAAGGAGGAGCUGCAGCAGGCCAAGGCCGACACUGAGCAUGUGCGAACCUCAAUGUCCAAGGUGGAGGCCAAAUGCCAGCAGGUUCAAGAGCAGGGGGAGAUGAGGGAGCAGGAGCUGAGCAGCAGGGUGACCUCUCUGGAAGAGGCCAGGACCCAGGCGGAGAACCAGGUGAAGGAGCUGAAGGAGACCAUCUUUGAGCUGGAGGACCAGGUGGAGCAGCAGAGGGCCGUCAACUGCCACACCAACCAAGCUGUGCUGGACAUGGAGAAUCUUGUCAAAAAGCUGGAGGAGCAAAAAGCUGAAUCCGAUCGACAUCUCAAAGCUUUGAACAGACAGAUAAAGGACGAGAAGGAGGAGUGGCGUCGCUUCCAGGCCGACCUGCAGACGGCCGUGGUGGUGGCCAACGACAUCAAGGUGGAGGCUCAGCAGGAGCUGCGUGCGCUCAGGAGGCAGCUGCAGGAGGAGCAGGACCGCAGCGCCAAGCUCACCGCUGACCUGGAGGCCGUGCAGGGAGUCAGGUCCCACGGCGACGAGGCGAGGGCGUCCGACUCGGAAAACGGCCGUCAGUGGUGCGGCAUCUCCAUGAUCCCGACCGCAGCCGGCGACGCCAGCGGAGACCCCGACUCGGAGCCCGGAGCUACUGUCAAAUCCCUCAUUAAGUCCUUUGAUACUGUUGGACAGAACGGACCAAACCACGUGGUUCAAAUGCCCUCCUCACUCAGGAACCCUCUGAGCGGGAUCCCGGUGCGCACGGCGCCUGCAGCCGCUGUCUCCCCCAUCCAGAGACACUCGUACAUAAAGCCACUGUCAAAGACACUGGAGAAAAGAAUUAACCACGGAGAGUUUUCUCAUCCCCACGAUAAGCUGUCGAGCCGUGGGGACGAUCUGAAGCCCAGCAGCCUCAUGAGGAAGAGCCCGUCUCUGGAGUCGGUCAUUAAAAACCCGGCGGCCCUCAGCAGUCGCACGGCGUCUUUCAGCUACAGUCGAGGCAGCAGCAGGCUGAGUGUGGAAAGAAAGGACCCCUUGGCUGCACUGGCGCGGGAGUACGGAGGAUCUAAGAGAAACGCUCUACUGAAGUGGUGCCAGAAGAAAACAGAAGGCUAUCCGAACAUCGACGUGACCAACUUCAGCAGCAGUUGGAGUGACGGCCUGGCUUUCUGUGCACUCCUGCACACGUAUCUGCCCGCUCACAUCCCCUACCAGGAACUCAUCAGUCAGGACAAGGUCCGGAAUCUGACCCUGGCUUUCCAGGCCGCCGAGAGCAUCGGCAUCAAAACCUCUCUGGACAUGGAGGAGCUGAUGAAGACGGACCGGCCGGACUGGCAGAGCGUCAUGCAGUACGUCUCCCAGAUCUACAAGUACUUCGAGACCUGAGGCGAGCGGAGCCGCAGACGAGGAUCCGAGGCACCACGGCACUUUUCCCGCCGCGUCCGUCAGCAGCGCUCUCCCCCCCCCCCUCAUCUCCCGCCGUUCGCCAGAGGAAGCAUCUGCUCUGCGAGGUGGCGGAGGACGCAGCAGUCAGGAAACGCAGAGCAGCUUUUAUCAGCUUUCAGUGUUAAAUGAGCAUUUGCUUCACAGACAGACAGAUUGCGGUGCAGAAUAUUCAAGCAUUGUAGCAGAUGGAGACUGGAAAAGUCAAGAAUCGCUUUGUUAGUUUUCUUUUUUUUUUUUUUUUAAAAAAGUUACUUUUAUCACAGUUUUUGUUUAAAUUUCGUCCUUCACUCGUUCCUGCAUCUCUCUGACUGUUCAGUGCCCCAUUUCUACAAGUCACUGCCUAAUGAUCCGUUCUGUUUGUGAAUGAAAUGCUCGGAGGAAUCCUGGCCUUUUUGGAAAUGGGCCAAAUCUUUUCUGCCAAACAACUUUUCCAGACCAUCUAUGCAUGAUGAGAGUGUGUCCUCCGUGUCUCAGUCUCCCUUCAGUUUCGCGGCCCAACUGCGGCCACAACAAAAUCCUCAAAUGUUUUUUUGGAACAACAGCUCCUUUCUUAUUUUUAUUUGGUGUGCUUGUUGCUCAGUUUCUUUUCUCUUUCGGUUUAUUGCAGAGCAGAGAGCGUUUGACAGGUUUGAGUUGAACUUUUUUUUCCACUUUAAUUGUACAAAUUCAAGAUUGUUUCAAAAAAGAUAUGAAUAAACUUUUGCCUUAUAUGUCAGUUAAAGACUGUUUAUGGUUUAAAAAAAGGUUUUAAGCAGCUACACUAUUUUUUUAAUAUAUGUAUAUAUACCAUUUUUCCAAAAGUAUUGGCUCGGCUGUCUCAUCGUCAUGAACUCUUCAAGCACCAGAUUUGAUGUACCGGUAAUGUCUGUCCACCGUUUGCAGCGUUGACAGCUUCAGCUCCUCUAAGAAGGCUUUCCUCUAGUAUUUGUGGGAGUUUUCAUCCUGUCACUGGAGCAGGCUGGAAUUGACUGAGCUCCUGAAAGUGACUCGUUCUUCAUGUGGCGGUGCUUGAUUUUCUAUUGGAACAACUGAAUUCAGUGAUUUGGAGAGCUGAGCGAAUACUUUUGGCAAUAUUGUAUAUAUGUGAGAAUGCAGAUCAUGUUAGCACCACAGUGAAACACAGAGACUCAGUCAGGUUUGAAACAUCACACACUGAAGAAUUCAGUGUCUGGAAUCUCAAACUGUCCACCAGUGUUU